Diaporthe amygdali is the source of this 1626-nucleotide messenger RNA. RefSeq lists its product as uncharacterized. The coding region runs from base 1 to 1626 and encodes 541 amino acids. The transcript has a single exon. NCBI's taxonomy places the organism in Eukaryota, Fungi, Ascomycota, Sordariomycetes, Diaporthales, Diaporthaceae. The record is from RefSeq and is a predicted model, not a curated record. Gene Ontology annotation, molecular function: oxidoreductase activity, acting on CH-OH group of donors; flavin adenine dinucleotide binding.
AUGACAGACUCAGUUGCAGACUACAUAGUGGUAGGCGGUGGCCUGACUGGAUGCCUCGUGGCUUCACGUCUUAGUCAGAGUGAAGCAAGACCCAAGGUAGUCCUGCUGGAAGCAGGAACGGACCCAUCCAGCAACCCAGCUGCGGCGGGGCUCUUGAGCGGCCUGUCACUCCUCGGUGGCGAGCUUGAUUAUGCCUAUCAAAGUGAGCGCGUCGAGAGCACGGCUGACCGCGUCCACACCCUCAACUCUGGCAAAGUCCUUGGUGGAGGCAGUAUUCUCAACUUUGGAGGCUGGCUGCGUGCAGAUGCCGCCGACUACGACGAAUGGGCCGACAAAGUCGGUGACAAGCGCUGGAGUUACGAAGGACUCAAGCCCUGGUUCCGCAAGUCAGAGAGCUUUCACGGCGCAGGUGCCGACGCUGAUGAGCAUGGUUUCACCGGUCCUAUGCACGUCACUACAAUUCUUGCGUCUGAAUCGGGAGAACGCAAAUACCUGCUUCGCGAACCCGUAGAGAAUGCCUGGACCGAACUUGGAGUUACUCCCAACCUGGAUAAGAAAGGCGGUAUCAUCGCGGGCUUGACUGAAGUGUGCGAGAACUCUUCUCGCGAAGGUCUACGGCAGCCGUCGUAUUCGACUUAUCCGCUCAACAAUGUUCGCGUAUUCACUGAGACUGUUGUACACCGGGUCACAUUUUCCGACACCAUUGCCACUGGUGUGGAGCUGGCCGACGGCCGCAGGAUUACGGCGCGGAAGGAGGUCAUCGUCUGCGCAGGCGCGUACCGCACCCCUCAGAUUCUUAUGCUCUCAGGUAUCGGUCCGUCUGCAAUUCUUGCCGAACAAGAUAUUCCCAUCGUGCACGAGUCGCCACACGUCGGCCAGAACCUCCACGAUCACUUCGCCGUCUACUUCGCCUUCCGCUUGCGUGAUCCUUCCAAAGGAUACGCCCUCGGGAGUCCAUCGUGGCGAAAUCCCGCGCUGUUCAAGGGCCUCCCGUGGGACUGGGUGGUGAGCCAGCCUCUGCCAGAAGACAUCAUUACGAAGCACGAGCCCAACGCUGCAAAGCAGAAGAGGAACCUGUUCGAGGUGCUCACCCUCUACGCCCCUCCCGGCAUCCCGGGCAUCCCAGUUGACGGCACCCACAUCGCCACAUCGACGAUGCUUCUCCUCCCCACCUCCCGCGGCACGGUGUCGAUUCGGUCCAAAGACAUAGCCGAUCAGCCGUGCAUCCGACCGAAUUACUUCUCCACCCCACUAGACCGCGAUACUCUCGUCUAUGCCGCCCGCCAGACCCUGAAGGCCAUGUUGGCAACCACCUCGAUGAAGAGCAUCGUCGACAGCGAGACUCCACCGUCCGGAGAAGGCCUGGAGGGCUUGGUGCCUCUCAUGCCCGAUGCCAGUGACGCCGAAAUCGAGGAGAGAAUCCAACGUACAGCAACGCAGCACCAUCACUCAGGUGGGACCGCAGCUAUGGGCAAAGUCGUUGACGCGGAGGGGAAGGUGAUCGGUGUCAAGGGCUUGAGGGUUGCUGAUGCAAGCAUCAUUCCGAUGCCUAUGGGCGGACACCCGCAGGCUACUCUCUAUGCUAUGGCUGAACAGAUUGUGGCUAUGAUCAUUGAGGAUGCUUGA